CUAAAACAAAGAAUUUCUUUGCACCAAGCCAGAACGAAUACAUUGAAGGAAUUAUCAGACAAGAACAAUACAUAGGCUAUAGCAGAGGAGGAAUGAUGGUGAACAGCCUCUCACUGUGCUACCACAACAAACUCAUCUUAGCCCCUAUGGUUCGGGUAGGGACUCUCCCAAUGCGGCUGCUGGCCCUGGACUAUGGAGCGGACAUUGUGUACUGUGAGGAGCUGAUCGACCUCAAGAUGCUUCAGUGUAAGAGAGUUGUCAAUGACGUGCUCAGCACAGUGGACUUUGUUGCCCCUGAUGACCGAGUAGUCUUCCGCACCUGCGAAAGAGAACAGAGCAGGGUUAUCUUCCAGAUGGGGACUUCAGACGCAGAGCGAGCCCUUGCUGUGGCCAGGCUUGUAGAAAAUGAUGUGGCUGGUAUUGACGUCAACAUGGGCUGUCCAAAAGAGUAUUCCACCAAGGGAGGAAUGGGAGCUGCUCUGCUAUCAGACCCUGACAAGAUUGAGAAGAUCCUCAGCACUCUUGUUAAAGGGACACGCAGACCUGUGACCUGCAAGAUUCGCAUCCUACCAUCGCUAGAAGAUACCUUGAGCCUCGUGAAGCGGAUAGAGAGGACUGGCAUUGCCGCCAUCGCAGUCCAUGGGAGGACGCGGGAGGAGCGACCUCAGCACCCUGUCAGCUGUGAAGCCAUCAAAGCCAUUGCCGAAAUCCUCUCUGUUCCUGUGAUAGCCAAUGGAGGAUCUCACGACCACAUCCAAGAGUACUUGGACAUACAGGACUUUCGACAAGCCACGGCAGCGUCUUCAGUGAUGGUGGCCCGAGCAGCCAUGUGGAACCCGUCUAUCUUCCUCAAGGAGGGUCUGCGGCCCCUGCAGGAGGUCAUGCAGAAGUACAUCCGAUACGCUGUGCAGUAUGACAACCACUACACCAACACCAAGUACUGCUUGUGCCAGAUGCUACGAGAACAGCUGGAGUCGCCCCAGGGAAAAUUGCUGCAUGCCGCCCAGUCUUCCCGGGAAAUUUGUGAGGCCUUUGGCCUUGGUGCCUUCUACGAGGAGACCACACGAGAGCUGGAUGCCCGGCGGGCCGAGCUCUUGGCCAAGACCCCAGGGGAGGUGGAGGAGCCAGCUGAAGACACCUCUGGUGUCAUUAAAAUGGCUGUCAAGUUUGACCGGAGAGCAUACUCACCCCAGAUCACUCCCAAGAUGUGCCUGCUGGAGUGGUGCCGGAGGGAGAAGUUGGCACAGCCCGUGUAUGAAACGGUUCAACGCCCCCUGGAUCGCCUUUUCUGUUCUGUUGUCACUGUUGCUGAGCAAAAGUACCAGUCCACUUUGUGGGACAAGUCCAAGAAACUGGCGGAGCAGGCUGCGGCCAUCGUCUGUCUGCGGAGCCAGGGCCUUCCUGAGGGUCGACUGGGUGAGGAGAGCCCCUCGUUGAACAAGCGCAAGCGGGAGGCCCCUGACCAAGACCCUGGGGCCCCCAGUGUUCAGGAGCCAGCAAUGCCUGGGGAGCUAUGCAAGAAGCCCUUUGUAGCCUUGGGAAGUGGUCAAGAGAACCCCCUGGAAGGCCUGUGAUCACUGUCCCUACCCUGGUCACCUCCUUCAUGGGCCUGGCCCUAAGAUGGCUGUGGGUACAGAGCAUGAACCAGAUGCCCUUGGACAAUUUGCUGCCCCUGCCUGGCAAUAGUUAAGAGGUCUUGGCCUUGGGCUAUCAGCCUGGAGCCUGGGCCGAGGGAUGCCCAGAGUGCCCAUCUUCCUUGGUGUCUCAGUAGCAAAGUCAAGUUCCCAGCGACCUCAGUAUGUUCUUUGAAAACAGGAGCUUUUCAGCUGGUACCUCCCUAACCUGACAUUGGUGCAGUGCAAUAAAGACACCCUCCACUCUUACCCAUGGCUGGCUGCUUCAGCCUUGGGCAUCUUCACA
This is a messenger RNA of Ceratotherium simum simum (southern white rhinoceros), 1920 nucleotides long. It is a transcript of the gene DUS2, whose product is annotated as dihydrouridine synthase 2. Gene Ontology annotation, molecular function: flavin adenine dinucleotide binding; tRNA binding; tRNA dihydrouridine synthase activity. The record is from RefSeq and is a predicted model, not a curated record. Gene Ontology annotation, cellular component: cytoplasm. Gene Ontology annotation, biological process: tRNA dihydrouridine synthesis. Lineage: Eukaryota; Metazoa; Chordata; Mammalia; Perissodactyla; Rhinocerotidae.